Molecule: messenger RNA, 909 nt
Organism: Lipotes vexillifer (Yangtze River dolphin)
Lineage: Eukaryota; Metazoa; Chordata; Mammalia; Artiodactyla; Lipotidae
Gene: GPR35
Product: G protein-coupled receptor 35
Biological process (GO): positive regulation of Rho protein signal transduction; phospholipase C-activating G protein-coupled receptor signaling pathway
Cellular component (GO): plasma membrane
Molecular function (GO): G protein-coupled receptor activity
Source: RefSeq, a predicted model, not a curated record
AUGAACAACAGUACCUGCGGCUUCAGGGAGCUCCCCGGGCCCCAGGCGGCCAAGUACAUCUUUUCCAUCUAUAUGGGCGGGCUCCUGGCGCUGGGUCUGCUGUUCAACGGCCUGGCACUCUGGGUGCUGUGCUGCCGCCUGCUGCGCUGGACGGAGACCCGCAUCUACAUGGCCAACCUGACCGUGGCUGACCUCUGCCUGCUCUGCGCCCUGCCCUUCUUUCUGCACUUCCUGAAGAGCAGCACAGACACGCCACUCUGCCAGCUGUCCCAGGGCAUCUACCUGGCCAACAGGUACAUGAGCAUCAGCCUGGUCAUGGCCAUCGCCGUGGACCGCUACGUGGCUGUGCGGCACCCACUGCGAGCCCGCGGGCUCCGCUCCCCACGCCAGGCCGUGGCCGUGUGCGCCGUGCUCUGGGUGCUGGUACUGGGCUCCCUGGUUCUUCGCUGGUUCCUGGAUAUGCAGGACGGCGGCUUCUGCUUCUCCAGCCGCUCUGGGCAGAAUUCCUACACCGUGGUCUUCUCGCUGCUGGGCUUCUACCUGCCGCUAGCCGUGCUGGUCUUCUGCUCUCUGCAGGUGGUGACCGCCCUGGCCCAGAGGCCAGCCGCUGACGCAGGCCAGGCGGAAGCCACCCGGAAGGCCUCCCGCAUGGUCCUGGCGAACCUGGCCGUGUUCGUGGUCUGCUUCCUGCCCUUCCACGUGGUGCUGACUCUGCGCACGGCCCUGGGCCUGCACACCUGUGCCAUGCGUCUUGCCCUCCAGAUCACUAGCAGACUCUCAGAUGCCAACUGCUGCCUGGAUGCCAUCUGCUACUACUUUGUGGCCAAGGAGUUCCAGGGAGCUGACGCCCUCCCCGCCAGAACCAAGGCCCACAGGAACCAGGACUCUCUGUGUGUGACCUUGGCCUAG